Molecule: messenger RNA, 1012 nt
Organism: Aspergillus sclerotioniger CBS 115572
Lineage: Eukaryota; Fungi; Ascomycota; Eurotiomycetes; Eurotiales; Aspergillaceae
Product: SMP-30/gluconolactonase/LRE family protein
Exons: 1
Coding region: 74-1012 (312 amino acids)
Source: RefSeq, a predicted model, not a curated record
GUCCAGUUCACCACCGACGAUAACAGAACAAUCGAGCAAGACACUCAGCUAGCAAACCCACCACAGUACCACAAUGACCACCACACCAACCACCCUCCAAGCCGAACCCUGGACCUCUCUCCCCUCCCAAUACCGCAAUCCAAGCACAUCAUCCGAACACUCUCAGAACCAAAAACGGGGAAAACCCCUCGACUCCUUCCUCGAAGGUCCCAUAUAUGUCGCAGACCUCGCCCUCCUCUUCGUAACCGACAUUCCCUACGGACGCAUCUUCUCCAUCGACUCACACGGAACCUGGUCCCUGGUGAUCCAAUACGACGGCGAACCCAACGGCCUAGUAUGGAACCACAUCACACGUAAGAUCCUCAUCGCCGAUUUUAAACAAGGCAUUAUGGAGCUUGAUCCCAUUACCAAGGAGAUUACGGUGCUUGUGUCGCGCUAUCACGGGGAACGGUUCAAAGGCCCCAAUGACCUGAUUAUCUGUUCAGAUGGAAGUGUAUUCUUCACUGAUCAGGGCAUGACGGGGUUGCAGGAUCCGACGGGACGCGUGUUCAAGUUAUAUCCCGAGGGACGAUUGGAGUUGAUUGUGGGGAAUGGACCGUCGCCGAACGGGUUGGUUUUGACCCGGGAUGAGUCUGCGUUGUUUGUGGCGAUGACGAGAGAUAAUGCGAUUUGGUAUGUGCCGUUUAUGAAGGAUGGGUCGGUGCAGAGGAUUGGAAGGUUCUCGAGUUAUUAUGGGAUUGGAGGGCCAGAUGGGAUGGCGAUGGAUUCGGAGGGGAAUGUUUUUGUGGCGCAUUCGACGCUCGGGGUGGUGUUUGUUCAUAGGAGUAAUGGGGAGUUGUUUCUGAAGAUUAGGAGUCCGGUGGGGGUGAGUACGACGAAUUUGACGUGGGGUGGGGAGGAUUUGAAGGUGCUUUAUAUUGUGGAAAGUGAGAGUGGGACGGUUUUGAGGGUGGAUUGGCAUUGUUCGGGGUGGUUGGUGAAGGAGAGGAGUAUUGAGGGGACUGCUGCUUGA